CUCAGACUCUCUGCCUAAUUGACAAUCACCGGCCACAGCAGCCAAAGCUUCUGCGAAUUGGAGUCUCUCCUCUUCUUGUCUCUCUCUCGCAAUCAGUAAUCGUCCUUACUCAAGUCUCAUUAAUCCCAACGAUUAUCAGUCUCGAACCUCGCGCUUCCAACUGUUGGUUGUCGGAGACAUUUAUCAAAGCACGAGAAGUUGAGGAAGACUCCAAACGUUUUCGAAUGAGUGCAGGAGGUGCAUUUGGUGGGAAUAGAGGAUCGAGACCAGUACCACCAGAAAAAGGAGUCUUCCCUUUGGAUCACCUGCAUGAAUGUGACCCGGAGAAGAAAGAUUACCUGAGUUGUCUCAAAUCUUCUGGCCACAAAUCUGAAAAAUGCCGACCCUUAUCCAAAAAGUACCUAGAAUGCCGUAUGGCAAAGAACUUAAUGGCAAAGCAAGAUAUGGGAGAACUUGGGUUUGGAAGGCAAACAGAGAUGGAAGCCUCUGGAGAGAAGAAUAAUGGGAGGACUGAUACCUGAAGUUGAUCAACACCAAGUUAUGUAGUUAAAAUGUUGAAGUUGCUUUCUGGAAUUGACUGCUGAAAUCGUUUUAGGUUGGAAGAGCCUUCGGGCAGGUUUACUUUUUUGCCAUUUAGCUGAUGUACCUCCCAUUUUUGAAAAUAUUUGUUAUAGAUUGAGGCAAUAGAGCACAUAUGAUUCAGUAGAGUUUUAUUUGGACAUUUAGCAAAGUAGGGAAACAAUGUGGCCUUGAAAUUUUCGGUGUUUGUAGUCACAGGAUUCAUGGCGUCACAAUUUCUUCUU
Molecule: messenger RNA, 803 nt
Organism: Tripterygium wilfordii
Lineage: Eukaryota; Viridiplantae; Streptophyta; Magnoliopsida; Celastrales; Celastraceae
Product: cytochrome c oxidase assembly protein COX19-like
Exons: 5
Coding region: 225-521 (98 amino acids)
Source: RefSeq, a predicted model, not a curated record